AUGACGGAAAGAAAGUUUACCACGCUCAGAAAGCGUUUAGAUCAGCUUGGCUACAGGCAAGCUUUGGGGAUUGAAUCUGUUCCUUUAGUGGAGAAGUUGUUUAGCGAUCUUGUUCAUACGACAGAGAGCCUAAAAAAUGUUAAACUUCAACUGGGAAAGCAAGAGAAGGAAAGGACAGUUUACGAAGAUAAUGUGGAGCCAUAUAGAAGUGAUAAUGCAAAACUGGUCAAAGAAAACAAUGAGCUUCACCUGCAGCUCAUAAAAUUACGAGAAGAAACUGAUCAGGUUAUCAGAGAUCUGAAAACCAGCGUCCGAAAGUUAGAACAUGAAAAUGCGGACCUGAAAUUUUUAAAUACACAAUAUGUGCAUAAAGUUAAGGCUUUGGAAAAGGAAAACAAGUCGAAAACUGAAAGGAUACAGGACUUACAGGAGAAAAAUUUGCAUGCAGUUGUCGAAACUCCAGGUGGACGAAGGAAACAAAUACCACUCCGUCGACAACGUAUGGAUAUUGAAAGCAUGGUUUCUCCUGCUCGUGAUCUGAACGACAAGGCAGAUGAUGUACACGAUCCCUAUGUAGCAGACUUGUUAAACGUGGCUGAUACAAGAAUAGAGGAUCUGCAAGUUCAAGUGUCGCAACUUCAGGACGAGAAAUCGAGCACUGAGAGACGGAACAAGAGUCUUCGAAAACAGGUACAACUUUCAAGUGCAGUGACUUCCGGAAGCAAUCGGCAGAAUAUUGAUUUAAAAAUUUAGCAUGUAGAAGCGAAAUAACCGGAGAUUUUUUCUGCAUUGCAGACAUUCAUUUUGUCUUUAUCUAUUUUCCUUUCGUUUUAUUUUCUGCGAUCUGAGAUUUACAGGUUUAAUUUUAGCUAACCUUUCAAGUGGUUGUAGAUGCUAGUAAUUAACACUUCUAGCUUGUGUUGAAUUAGUGGCGAUUUACAAUUGAUUUAGAAACUCUCGUAUGAUUUACACUUUGCAAUAUAUGGCUUAUGUCAUUAUGGAUUAUUUCAAUGACUGGAUUUGUUUUAAUUUGCACACCUCUGACAUAACUCUCAAUCAUUCAAAACAUCAGGCUAUUAAAUUGUUCUUUGAAUUUUCACCUUUCAUAUAAGUCACUCAAAAAUAGAACCAUCUCAUAUCUCAAAAUUAUCAUAAUUGAAAGCUUGCUCAAUGUCACCUGCUUUUUUUUCUCUUAAAUUUUCAAGGUGAAUUGAAAAUUAACAAUGAAAUUGAAAUAUUGUUUAACUUUACAUAGAUAAUAGCUUGGAUGUUUGAAUGAAAUAUUUACUCUGCCUUCUGCAUAUUAUUUUGAGUGGCUAUGUAAAUGCUAGGUGCCAAAAUUAUAUUUCACACAAUUGAGAAUUGUUAUAGCACAGAUAUACUGUCAUUUAAUAAAAGAUGUCAGUCAAAACUUGAUGAGAGAAAUUUGACGAUGUCACAUGGAAAAAAAACAAGUGUUUUUAAAGUUGUAAAGAUGAAAAUUCUUUAUAAGUUAUUGACAAGGUGCCUUGAGAGCCUUAAAAGGUUUUGGAUCAUAUCUCAAUUGUGUCCUUUUUCAUUUAAGGGAUGAUCUUGCCUUUGUAUUUAUCAUAAUAACCAAUUUUUAACACACAAAAAAAAUUUUUUUAGGUGGAGUCUCGUGAUAAAGAAAUUGAGAGGUUGAACCAGCUGCUGGAUGGUGGGCGUCCUGUGGAUGCAGUCCUUAGAGAGAGUAAAAAAGACAGCAGUGAAAGAGUUGUGGCUCAUCUUAAUGUUCAGGUAUUUAAGUACAAUCUCUGCUUUGGGAUGUUUGACAGAUGUGUUGGCCUGGUAGAUUACAGGCUCGACCUAAGAUUACUGGGUUUGGGUUUGAGCCCAAUCCUGGCCAAUUUGUUGUGCUCUAUGAGUAAGACACCACUGGUUGGUUAGCUCAGGUUGAGACCAACAGUUAAGGCUUUUAAAGAACCAAUGCCAUAGCAAAGGAAGGAGAGACUCUGCUGCCUUUGCUAUGACAUCUGCAAAUGGUUGGCCAUUUUUGUCUUCUUGGAUAAGGACAAUAAAACGUAACCCCUGUCUUCUGGAGGGGAUGUUAAAGAACCCAGACACCUCUCAUGAAGAGUAGUGCAUGUAGUUCCCUAUGUUGAUAUAAUAUAUCAAUGUUAAUUCUACUCUCUCACUGUACACAUUUUCUUGUUGAUCUAAAACCAAAUUCUCAUAACCAACUUACAAGGAAAUGUGUAGCAGCUAGAGAGGAAAAUUAAUAGUCAGAUCUUGGGAAUUUAAGACUUAAUCAGCCUGCCAUUUCUUAUGUUUCUAUCAGGUGGAUUAUCUGCAGCAGGCUAAUCAUGACUUAGAAAAGCAAUUAAAAGAUACAGUCGACCAGAAAGUUGAGGCAACCAGGCGAGCCAAUGAGCUGGAGGCGACAAAUGCUGAUCUUCUUCUAGAGCUUAAAGAUCUCAACAGACUAUCCAGACAAGUUGAGCAGGAUAAAGAGAGAGAUGUCAUUGCUAUACAAUCAGAGUUGUCAGAUACAAAGGUUUCAUUGGCGAUUUUUAAAUUUUUAAAUCUCCCUCAGUUGAUACUCUUUUACUGGUAAAUUGAAUUUCAUCUAAUAAUGGUCUUUGGAUCUUUUCAGGCUGUUCUUAACAAUCUUCAACAUCAAGAAGGGACCCAUAGAACAGAGAUGCAGGAGCUCAGAAAGGUGGGUUGGAUCCCAAAUGCUCAGGUGUCAGUAUGCUCCAGAAGCAUCAGUGCCAGCAUUCUCACCAGCUGUUUGUUCCUGAAAUUCCCCUGCUUUACCCUUUAACUCCCAAGAUCUGAUUGUUAAUUCUCCCCUCUAGCUGCUGCACAUUUCCUUGUAAAUUAGUUACGAGAAUUUGGUGGUAAAUCAAGAUAAUAAAAACUAAGUAUUCUCAUUAUUUGCUAGCUGGAGAAUAUGCAUACUGACAUUAGAGUGCAAAGGGUUCAAGGUUUUGACCUAAGUCUCUUCUUAGGAUUAUAUUUUAGAAUAAUUAUUACUUUGCUCAUUUCUUUCUUUGCCUUUAGGAACGUCAACGCCUGAUGGAAGAAAACGAGCGCCUGGCUGUGCUUAUGGAAAAUGCUGAACAAGAUGUGCAUCAUGUCACAGACUUACUGGAUAAAUCUGACAAGGAGAGGAAACGUCUGUCGGAGAGAAAUGCCCAGCUCACCAUUAAUGGUAUAAAAUAUAUUUAUGACUUAUUUCUUGAUCUGAAAUUCUCUUCAGUCUGGGCUGUGAAGCCUGGGGAUAUUUUUAUUUUGUCUGUAAGAGAUGCUAGCACACAGCAAGUGUAAAAUUUAAUUGCUGAAGUUAUUGCAACAUUUAGCUCCUUUACCGACAGUCUGAUGUCCCAUUAUACUCAGGCCUGUGUGAGGAGAGAUACUGUGAGGGUAAAGUGUGUUACCUGAGAGCAAAACACCAAUACCCUGAUUACGUGUUGUUGUUGGAGUAAUCUCCAAUUGAGGGUUGCAAGUAAUCCCAUCAUCUGGGAUUACUUGGUUUUUGUUUUACUUCACUCUGUGAGUGGUCGAGAAAACUUACCCCACACUCUCAACCAAUCAGAUGCAAAACUAAAACCAUGGCUUGGAUACUUGUGUUUUCCUCAGGGCUUUAAGCAUUGUUACUUUGAGUACUCAUUGGCUCUUAAAGGUGUUUUCCUUUCCUCUAAUUGGCUUUUGUCAGUGAUUACUUUGGUUUUGGUAUUAUGACAUUCAAUCAAAGAGAGCUGUUCAUGAACAGUGUUGACGAUAAUUGUCACAAAUACCUCUCGAGCCUGAAAUUGAACAAUAACUUUGUAAGACUAAUGGCCAAUUGGUGUGUUUUAUCACAUACUAAUGUUGUACCCUGUUGUUAAGAUACUGCCAUAAAUGAUGAUGUUUUUUGUUGUUGUUUAUUCAGAGAGGGAGCUUGUCAUGGAUCUAGAAAGACUUAAGUUGACCAAGUCUGUGAAGCCUAAGAAAAGUCGAGACAAGGUACAAUUAACUGCUAACUUCUUUCUUCCAAGACAGUUUGUCUUAUUGGCUGUAAGUUAACAAGGGUUACUAGGCAACUCAUUGAUAAAAUACAUGGGUUUCAGCCUUGUUUGUGCGAUCAGCGUAGGAGUUGUUUCCAGAUCUAAAAGCCAAAUAAAACUGCUGAAUGAUCCAGCUAUAGUAACUGACUGAGUGAUUUUUCUCGACGAAGGCUAGAGACACAAGUGCGAACAAAGUGAUGGGACUUGUCUGUGUUUUCUUUCCCUUUUUUUUGACUUUUUAUCUUACUUUCAAUCUUGCUGUUGUUUCUUUUUCAUAUCACUUUAAAUUUUGUUAAAUCUCUCUUACGCUUGUCACUUGCGUCUGUUUCGAGUGCUUGUGGAAUUAUCUUCAAGUAAAUUAAACCAAGCUUUUCGUUCCGUCAGUCUCCUUCCAAGAUAGAAUCGCUAGUGAAAACGUUAGAGAAGGAGAGAGAUUACUACAGAGGAGAAUGUGAAACACUUCAAGGAAUGAUGAGGAAACGACUCUCUGCUUCGCCUCCUUCAAACCGCAAAGGAAGCAAGAGUAAAGGAAAGGUGAGAUCCUGUGCGCAAGGUCACUCCCUUGAGUUGUAAUCAAAACCAAUUUCAAAGUGACCACCACAGCUAAUCAGAACAAAGGUCAAAAUCCGGGAAAUCAAUCCCAAAGUGUUCUCAAUAGCCAAUCAAAACACUAGAAAAUGUCAUUAGUAGCCAAUGAGAAUUCAAGGAUACAACGCGCAAACUACUAGAAGCGCGGGAAAACACGGGUGGCCAAGACGCGAUUGGUUUGUGUUAUAUUUGUUGUGGACCAGUUACGAAGCAAAGUGGUGCAAAAAAACGUGAUCUUGAAUUACUUCCCGCAUUUGUUUGAAAAUUAUCCCUAGAAAACGCUGUAUUGUAUUGUAUUUGCAGACGAUUGGACAUCUAGAGAGCAUGACACAACUUUUGCAGGAGGAGAGAGACUUUUACAAACGAGAAUGUGAACUUCUUAGAAAUAUGAAGGAGAAGAGCGUAUUAAUGUCACCUCCGACAAGAGAAAGGGUAUUAUGUUCACCUACUUUAUUUAGUCCACUUUUCGAUUGGGUCGCCAAACCAGAAUCAAAGAAAUUUCAUCAGCGAAAUACAAGGAAAACAUCACGACAAGCUUAAGAGAAUUAUGCUGUUAAGUAAGAAGCGUAAUUAACGCCUGCAUUGUCCUGUAAGUGCCUUAAUCGGGCUGCUUUUAACCAACCACGCUUGUCAUGUCAUGUCAUGUUAUGUCAUGGAUUUUGUCAUGAUUUUAUUGAUCGAGAAGGUAGAUCAUCGAUGUGGUCUUCACCCAGAUUUUCACUAAUCCUUUUCUAAUGUUGUUCCAGGUAUCACGUGACAGCCCCAGCGAAGUGAACCGUUUGAGGAGAGAGAGGGAUGAACUCCAGUCAUUAGUAGAAAAAUUCGAAAAACAUCUCACAGAGGUGUGGAAUUAUGAUAUAUUGUUAUACUGUUGCUUAAAAAUAGUGCUAGACUUAGUGAUAGAAUGGUAUGUGCUUUUGAAUCCGAUCAAUACACUGUAGGUCUUUGUUCAACCCUCUGACACCUAAGAGUGACUAGCAUCUAAUUUCUCAUUUCGAAAUCACCCCUGAAUCGCGCUUAAGGUCAUGAGAAUAAAGGAAAUGAUCACCUACUGAAGAAGCUCGUUAUUGAAACAUUCUCCUGUCAGCACUCAAGGAAAUGUAUAGAGAUCAGUGUGGAUGUUUGGGUAAAAAAGGGUUACACCCUGUCUAGGUCAUUGCACAAGACAUGGUUCUCGGUUCUUCUCGUCACCAAGGGUAUCCUGGUUGACGGCUUUGGCAGACUCGUAUCCAUUCAUCACUUUUUUUCUGUCUGCAAAGAAAUCUGGGAAGGGGAUGGAGCGCACAAAAGCACUUGGGAAGGAGGGGGAAAAGUGGCUUCCCUUGAUGAAACGCGAGUUUGCUGAAUCCUUCCCGUCCUGAUCAAUCACUCGUCGAAUAAGAAGAAGCAACAGGGUACGAGUGUGGGCCUUGGGUUACUCUAUAAUGGACUAGUAUCUCAUCCAGGGGGGGUACCAAUACUGCUUCCGCAACAGAAAUCACGACGAAUUACACUUUUCCAGUCUAAAGGUUGCCUUCAGAGAUAUAUGAUAUAGGUUGUACAGUUGUUGUAUAGUUGUACGGUUGUACAAUAUCGCCUUUGUCAAUUUUAGAUUCAAGAGAAUGUGAAAACACUGACGCAAGACAGGGACAAUAUUCAACUCCUUUACGAGCAGGUUAGCGAUGCUUUUUUUCGAUUAUGAGGGCUCAAAGUGAGAACAUGUAAGUGGUCUCGCAUGCGGGAGCACGAUCCUACUAGUGCUCAAGUCGCAAUUGGUUUGAAUUGUUUUUACCUUAAUUUAAUCGAGAAGGUGACGCGAGUUGUAAGCUCAUUGGGGCAAAAAAUGCAAUGCCAAAGAUGACUUUGCACACGUAAUAGAAAUUCCCUCCAAAGAGAGCACACAAAAACGUGUAUUUACUCUUUCCAGGCCACGGACGAAAUCCAAAGACUGCGCCGUCAGGUUUCUCAAGCCCGGUCUCCUUCACCCUCUCGAGCAGCCUCGGCUGUUUUGUUACGAGUGGAGUCUGAGAGAGACGCGGCACUAGCUGAUCUUCGACGAACCAAUACUCAACUUGACAAUCUUGAGGACAAGCUUAAGGUUUGUAGCUAUGUCGGAAAUGAAGAAAGCCUAAAAUUUACCGCAGUAGGAAUUAAGAUGCAAUAAGUUUCAUAACGUUUUUUCAGGCCUCUCAGGAAAGCAGUCUACAAGAAAGACGACGAUAUGAAGAUAAAAUAGAGCGACUGGAAUCCAUGUUGGAAAAGGCAAGUUUUUGCGAGGAAGCCGAUUUUCGUCUUAUCCGAUAAUGUUACUAAUUUGUUACAAUAUAAAUCAAUUAUCCUCGACAUCAGGUAGAGGCAGAUAGGAAUGAGAUGCACGCUCGAGUGACGUCACUAAGAAACAUGGUGGCCAACCUCGAGGACCAAUUGAAACAGACCUCGGCCCAGCUCUCCAUGGCAAAGGACUCGGCCCUAGAACUUGAAUCCGAGGUCAUCAAGGUACAGCUAACCGCUGAUCAAGCUAAUCGCACAGCGGAAGACAGGGAAAGGAGAUUGAACAGGAAGGCAGGGGAGCUACAAGCAUCUGAAGAGAAAUGUGCUCAGUUGGAGCGUAGAUUAGGUCGGUAUGCUACAACAUUUUGAAAGAUCACAAACAAGUUUGUCACAAGGGUUUAGCAAAAAAAAAGCCUCAGUUCGCCACGAGGAUAAUAACCUCAGAUCUUUCGGUUUUGCCUUCUGUUGUUCUUUCACUGAGCGAAAUCUUUACUAAACUCGUUCAUAACAAGCGAAUAUGUGGAAUGAAAAAUGUCUUCCUCAUUGUUUUUACUUGCGCGAUGUUGUGCUGAUUCUAGCAACAUGCAAAACUCCUUUCGUCUAGAAACUUAAAAUUACCUGCUUUAGCGGUGAUAGUUAUCUGUGGCUCAGUAGUGGGACAGAGCGCGUUAUCCGAAAAUUUGGGGCUAAUUUCUUGUGGGAAACUCCGAUUUUCCCUCUUUCUAUUUAGUUGACAAGAGAGCUAAAAAAAUUACCUUUUUUCUUAUUAAACGCUAAUUUUUUUCGUCUCUCUAGAGGAAAUUGAGAAGAGAAAUGAAGAGCAGAGUUUUGAAACUGCUGAGAUAAAAGCCAGUCUGAAAUCAUUGGAUCGUGAGAGAGAUGACCUACAACAGCAAGUGGACGAGAAAACGGAAGAGAUCAUUCAAAUGGAGGCCAAGAAAAUACAGCUGGUUAGUUAGACAACAAAUUCUCCUUGUCAGCAACUUACGAAUUGUAUACAGAACAGUAUGGAGAAUAUGCAUACUGAUACUAGGGUGUACAUAAUGGUUUUUUUUUCCGGUUCCAAUAAAGACAAACUAAUUGUUUGCCUAAGACAAUCCACAAAAGAAUUUCUGGCAUGAGGCGUUCUUUUUGUUGACUUUCUUAUCAAACAACGCCGGGUAGUUAAUUGCACAAUUUUCCUAGGUGCUUCUGUCGUUACAACAAUUUUCGAUGUCCUUUUUGUUCGCGAAAUUACUACGUCGUAGCAAUUGGUGACACUAUCGAACGAAAGUUGUACUUGCUGAGUUACUUUUUAACUGUUAUAGAAGAAGUGUAUGAACGGUACUAGAGAAUUAUUAUUCAAAGAAAGCGUUGUUUUGAAAAGCGAUAUCAACAGAGUUCCAGAAACCACAGAGGACAAAGGAAUAGUUUAGAUCUUUCGAUUUCACUUAUUUCUUGAACAUUUGUGUCUUCAAUGGCGUGGUUAGCAGCGUUGCACUCGCUAAAUUAUCUUAAAACAUACAUUGAUGGGGAUGAGGUAAGAUUUAUUUAUAUUGACAGCUUCAACCAAUCGUUCUGCAAUCUUCCUGAAUCUUAUUACAAUGUAAUCUCAGUAAAUAUUCCAGUACUUCGCGUGUCGCGGCAAGAGAAGCCAACACUUUAUUCCCGUGCCUCAGAUCUCGCAGCUGAAUCUGUCGAGAUUUGCGGACUACGUGAAAAUCGUUAUUCAUGAUUACGUGAACGAUAAAUUUAUUCAAUACACAACAAUAUCUUUGAUAUCGAAAUACCUCGUUGUAAUUAGUCAGUUCCUUUAGCGACGAAUUUGAAGGUGGUGACUGCUCGAGGAGAAUAACUAAAUGAAAUGAUGGGAAGGUUUCAAAAACAACGACUAUAAAAAAUGUAUGGUCCUGCAAUUGCUAGUUUAUCAUUGUGUAAUUUUCCUUUCGUUGCCUUUAGGAGAAAGCUGAGAGCGAGUUAAAGAUGAACAUGGAAGAUGUCGAGGCCCAGUUGAGGUAUUCUGCGAUGCUUUUUCAUGAUAUAAACUGAUUUAACGAAGUAGAAGAGCUAGUUAAGUCUGUAGUCAAAACAAAGAGGACCAUUAAUUCAAAGCUUAUUUCGGUUUCUGUAGCUUUAAGUGACUGGAAGAGUUCUCUCCCCCCACCCCCACCCCCCUAAAUGGGAUGCUAGUCCAACUCAGGUUACCCCCCAGUUUUUGGCCAGGUUUCCCUAAUCGUAACCAUUUGCAGUCCUGGGUGGAGAGAGGCAUGGUGAGAGUAGAGUGUCCUACCCAAGAACACAUCACAACGACCCGGUCAGGUCUCGAACCCAGACCUCUCUUCUAAGAGCUCAGCCCGCUAACCGUAAGGCCGCCUUGUCUCCACCUUCAACGCACUCGGCGAGGUAAAGUCGGCAAAACAAAAUUUCAUACUUUAUGUUUUUUUUCUUUUUCUUCUCACCAACAGUCACGCUUUAGAACAGAGCGGCCUCAAAGAUAGAGAAAUAAAGAGUCUACGGCGGCAGUUAGAUUCCAGAGACGACGAACUGGCUGAAAUGACACGAGGAAGAGAAGUGGCUUUGAAAGAGAACAGGCGACUGCAGGCAGAUCUUAACACGAUGACUGAGGAACAUCAGGUAAGCAAAGAGAGUAACUAGUGUUUCCAUUCAGGUACACUCUCAAAGGAUAAAAGACGCUAACUACACUAACUAACAGAAGGCCAGCUACUCGUAAUAAAAUCAAUAAACCUGCUUAACAGGGAUGUCGUGCAUAUAAAGGAGAGUGGUAGAUAGUAUCUCUGGAAAGCCUGUUAUUUUUAGUUUCAAUUUGAAUUCAUUAAGAGAGUUAGAUUGUUUUAUCUCCUUAGGCAGGCUUUUCCAUGACACAGCCUCGAUAUAGCUAAAACUUCAUUUACAAUAAUUAGUGCAAGGCUUUGGAAUGGAUAGCUUGCAGACAGAAAUAAAGCAGUCGAAACUCUUUAGACACUGCGACGCUUGAGGCAUUGCUAAUCCUAGCAGCUGAGUAUGCAGGGCACGUGUCACAUUUGAACCUAGACAUUGUUUGGCUUACCGUCAACUCAUUGACUUAGCUGGUAAACGCAGCGGUCGAACGUCAGGUAUGCGCAAAGGUAUCAUUCCAUUUUGGCUAGCUGCGCGCCAUUUCCCGCGAAAAAUUUUUAAAUUUGUAAAAGCGAGAAAGAUGAAGAAAGUUGCUUGUUGUUUCGCGAGCGUAAGUAAAGGAAAUAUUUUGAGUUCCCACUGAGAAUCGAACCUCAGGCCUUUGGAUUUCGCCCGUGAUGUUCUACGCCUAAUCCACAAUGAACUCUUUAGUGAGCAAGGGCAUCACCAGGUGGAUAUGUGAAUCGCAGAUAAAAGAACAGAAACUCUGGGUCCCUAUGAGGAAUCAAACCUUGACCUUAGAGCGGGAAAGAUGUUCAGAAUUUGUUCGUUGUGGGACAGACUGAUAAAAUGGUAUGCCUAUUUUCCAGUCCAUUCAUCAGCAACUUCAAGACGCUUUAGAAGAACAAGAGAGUUUGAAGGUACAAAUAGCUGAGUACGCCAGACAAGUGGCUCGAGUGGAAGAACUUCUGGCUCAAAAGGUCGGUUCACCACAGUUAGAUCAUCGUCUUAGUUUUGUUGUUCCAUACAACGUCCUUGAAUCUUGGUUAAAAAAAAACCCUUCUUUUUAGCAAAAUAUCGUAAGUUUUUUGUGUUUGUUAGUGUUUUCGUCCCAUUUAUCUAAAGAGAAAUAUGAAUUCUAAAAAUUUUAUCCGAGAAAAAGCGCCUCUCGAUCGAGAGUCGUGGAUCCAAACUAAACGUGACCGCAUAGGCCAAUAAGAACAAAAGGAAAUGUUCGGAAAAGCCGAUGAGGAAUCGUGGUACAGGCGUCAAAUGCGGGUGACCAAGUCGUGUUAGUUUUACUCUAACAUUUGAUUGGUUUUUGAGGUUGGCGCCGGAAUUUUAGACCAAUCAUAGUGUAGAGUCAAGAGCGGGAAAAUGCGGCUUACCAAGUCAUGUUGGUUUUAUUCUUACAUUUGAUUGAUUAAGAGGGUGGCGCAGGAUUUCUUUAUCAUUUCUGUAUGUAGUGAAACAAACUCAGUGUAAUCCCAGAUUAUUGUUACAUUAUUUUGACAUUUGUCUGCAGGAACAAGAAAAAGAGGAACUUCUAGGGCAGUACCGAGUUCUGUCUGGUGAAACGGAGAGACUUGUCUCGGAGUCUAAGGCUUCUGCCGGACAAGUAAAUAACUAUCACAUGGAACUAAUACAGAAAGAACGCUCAGAGAUGGAACUCAGCGAUAAAAUACGAAAGCUUGAAAGUGAAAUACAACAGGUUGGUGACGACAAUUUAUUUUAUGCAUGUUUCUCGCUUUCGGGUUCACAUGAAAUUAAUGUUGAGCGACAAGCUCCCUACUAGCGCAGACCAUACUCUUUAAAUCAUAAUAAAAACAUGCAGGAAGGCCUCUCUUAAAGGGAAUAAAAAGAAUUUAACGAGGAUAUUCAAGACUGUAUGCUGCGGAAAUUGGCGAGAAGGUGUACUACAUUCUAGUUUCUGACCCAUAGAAAAACAUUUUAUCAUUCUUAAAGAUAACGAUGCUUCAUAUUGCAAAGGCAAACGCUAAAAAAAUACAAUUCUGUUUACGUAGUGGAUGUGAAUUAAUAAACAUUAAAGAAAUAAUAUCUUAUGAUUAAACUCCUAUAUAAACGUGAGCAAAUUCUAUUACCAUUGCUAAGAAAACUUUCACAGUAAAAUUUUUAUUGGCUAAUUUGGCAGCCGUAGUUUGGUCUUGUCACGCAACCCUCGAGAAUUCUCGCUUUGCAGGACGGGAUGAAACUACGGUCUCUUAAGAAACUUUAACCGAAUAUAACCUGAAUUUGUCUUGGAAAUCUUUCAUCAGGUGAGAGUUUCGCUUAGGAAUAAACGGCAACUGAUGAGGAGAAAUGUAUUGCAUCCACGCUCAUCAUCCGAGGAGAUUUCUGAAUAGCAAAAAUUUAAUCUCAACUUUGAUAUCGAACUUUAGAUACUGGAGACAACUUUUAUAAAUAUUAAGCAUGUAGUUGAUUGUUUAUAAAGUUUCUGAUUCAAAAUGAAAUGAGAAAAAGACAACCAUACUUAAUUUUAACCCUUGACACCCUACCAUCAGUGUGCAUAUUCUCCAUACUGUUCUCUAUACAUUUCCUGAAGCGCUGACAAGGAGAAUUUGUUUAAAAAUCAAGAGCUUUAUAAGUUGGUGAUCAUUUCCUUGAUUCUUGUGACCCUAAUGUUUGAUUCAGGCUUGAGUAUGUAAGGAGAAAUAAGAAGCUGGUCAGUCUUAGGGGUUAAAGGGUUGAUAAAGAAUUACUAAUUGUUAUUGAAUGAUUUCAUAAAUGGGGAAUUCCAAACUAGGAAAAUUGUUGAAAGGCAGUAAUGAAGUAUUUUACUAACUGUCAUUUAUUGUGCUCAUUGAAAUCGACUAAUUGAUUAUUUAAAUUUCAAAGCGUAAUCUAGAUUUAAAAUGGUACAUGUAUUCAGUAAUUUUCUUUUUCCUAAUAUUUCCGCACAUUUUGGUCUUGCGUCAAGAGAAUCUUUUAAAAGAACAACAAAACGUAACCUUUUUCAUACUCUGUAAUCCUUUUAAAUUUUUAGUUCCUUCAACUUCAAAAGUACAAAAUAAUAACUUAUAAGCAAUGACACUGACUGAUUAAAAAUUUUGGUUAGGUUGUGUAAAAUAGAGCCGACAUGUAACCCAUAGACACAUAACACUAACCCCGCUAACCGAUAACAAAAAUUAGCCAGCAUAAGUCUUAAUUAUGUACAAAGUAGAUCGAUUUCUACUUUGUUUAUGAUAACUGUAGCUCUCUAGGAUUCAGAAUUUUAUGCGCGUUGUAAGCAAACGGGUUUGUAAAUGACUAUGGUAGGUCGUUUUAAGAAAUUUAACGAAAUUAAAUACGAUCCUACGAGAAAUAAGUUUUAGUAAAUUUUUGUUUUAUUUGUAAAACUGAAAUAAAGAUUUUGCGACUACGUUUUUAAUAACAUCUGGAUGUUUAGUGACUAAUCUAAAAUAAGCUAAUAUGGUUGAAACGAAAAAUUUAAACUCGUUCCAUUGUUAGCCACAAACCCUCCUAAUAAAAGUCAAAUCGAUAUAAGACGAUCGGCAAACUAAAAUAUGACUUACGAACUUAUAAUAUGACUUAAAAGCUCCUUACGGUGGCUAAUUUACCUAAUCAACUCAGACGACGACGACAGCGACGCUGCACCACAGAUUUUUCCGAAACUUACCCCCUUUAUACAUACGGUAUAGAUAGCUGUUUUGCCUGAACUCGCCAUAAUAACUGAUCUUGAGGCUUUGGGGCCAAUACCUCAAAAUGGAACUUGAGAAACACCUCGAAAACAUCUUUAUUUCAACCAAUCACUUUGUGCAUGAAAGCAGUCAUGUGAUAACGAACAAAAUGUCAUAUCCUGUGGGCUUACAUUCCAUUGGAUAGCCAACGAGGCACAUAAACACACAAACCCUUCGAACCCAGGCCUUUUCCCCCGCCCGCUUUCUACAGUUAUGCCCUUCCAGUGAUCCAUUGUUUAAUGAUCAGUUAAAUUAUCCAAUCAGUAUGGAGCUUCCCAUCAAGCCUAUGAGAUUGAAGUGUCCAGUCUCACCCGGUCACUGGCGCAGAUGGAGGAGCAGCUCAGACUGGCUAACGAAGAUAGGGUAGGUGAUAACUGAGUAUGCGCAAGCAGAGACUCAAAAUAUCCCGGAAAUCUCUUAAUUACUGGAUAAACUAAUAUAUUGUAUGAGAAAUAAAGCCAAGGUAAGUGACAGUUUGCUCUAAGAACCGAAAUUCGUGCUCUGAGGUUUUAAGGUCGCUUAUGUGGUAAAAUGUUUAAGAUUGUUGAACAGAAAUGUUAUUUUUUAUCAAAUCUGCAAUCUUUAUGCUACAAACUGAUUGCAGAGGGACCUCAAAGAGUGAGUAUUUAUGUGCACGGAAAUAAAAUUUAUACCACAGACCUUGAGGACUAUUAGGAUGAUUUGCCGAACUCCUAGACCUGAAUUUUUAAAAUUGAUUCCUUUUCAUAGUCGAAGGCACAAUAAGAACGGCUGGUGAACUGGGGACGAGUAACCGGUUCUUGUAGAGAUAUGUUGAUCUUGGUAUUUGUUUUCAAAGAAGUUUUACAACCAUUCUCAUCCUUUCGUUUUUAUGGCUAUUUGAUUUAUAGGAGAGUAUGAUGCAAGAUCUUUCAGCAGUCAGGGAACUUUGCAUGAAACUGGACCAGACACGCGAAUCUCUCUCCAGGCAACUGGCUGCAAAAUCUUUAGAUCAUGAUCAGGUUAAAAUUCCUCAGUGUUAACCUUUUAUACUUCACGUAACAGAGAACGAUUCGCAAUUACCAUGAUGAAACACUUUGAUUAUUUUGUACGUCAGCAUUUUUUUAAAAAUAUAUUUAACAAAUAGAUUCCAAGUUGCCGUGCGUCUGUUCAGUAAUAGAUCACAGAGGAGGUCAAAAUGUGGUGAGAACAAAAAAGUGGCACACGAGGCGCAGCCGAGUGUGUCACUGAUGUCACUUGGAAUCUAUUUGUUUUAUAUAAUAAAGAAUUAAAAUAUACGGAAAAAGUUUUAAUUAUGACGUCAUCUAUACGUCUGUCUUCCAAUAGACCAUAAGUGAGAACUAAUCAGAAUGCGUGCAUAACUGAGCUUAUUAUAUAAAUAUCUACAGAUGCGGGAAUUACUCGAAGACGCCAAGAUGGAAACAGACGCACUACGGAAAAAGGUUUGGCCUGAAAGGAUCAUGUUCGAGAAAAGCAAAGAUUAUAUUGCGUCUCAUUUGUGACGAGAAAUUUUCCUUAAAAUGAUGUUAUUUUAGAAACCUAUGUACGAUUAGGCGCCAUCAUGAUGAAUCUUCUUUUGUUCUCUGUUUAGGUGUUUUCAGAGAAAGAGACUGUUAGAAGUUUAGAAGGAGUGUUAGCAAAGCAAAGAGAAAAGGUACUUUAUUAAAACUUCUUGGUUAUAACUCUGAGUUAUUCCAGGUAUUUUCGGUUCCAAGUUGCCUGCAAUGCAGAGGUUUUCUUGACCAGAGUGCGCUUUACGAUUACCUCAUCGAAAGUUUGGCCGCCUUCGUGGAUUUUCUAAAGCAGGGAAGGUUGCAUAGAACAAGAAGUUUAAACCGCGUGGGAAUGGGCAACAGGAAAGGAGGAAGGAGGGAAAGAAAGACACCCCUCGUCUAUUUGCAUUUCCUUUGCACUUCCUUGUCUUCCAUGACGAUGACGGUGGUCUGAACAAUAGCAUUUUAUGCUAACAACAGAGGCUGAGAGAUCGGUUUUUAUUUUGACAGGAGUUUGUGGGAAAGAAGUCUUUAGAAACAACUUUGGAAGAAGUGGAUAGAUUGAAGGACAAACUGGCAAAAACAGACGAAGAUAGGUGAGAACUAAGAUGGGUAGGGAGCCUUAGGCUAUGAAAAACAAACUUCACCUUUUAGCUAAAAUGCUUUAAUUUGGAUUCGAAGAGUCAGUCACUCAAAACGAAAUAUCAACGAAUGAAAUUGGUUUCUGUUUGAUCUCGGUUCUGUUCAGUUGUCUGGUACAAAACUUCUGGAAUAUAAUAGCGAAGCGCACGCGCAGCGAAGCCCCAUACCUGUAAUAACGUUUACUCGCUGCAACAACUGUUUUUUUUCUUUUUUUUAUUGAUUUGUUUUGAACUUAUUAUUUUUUUAAAAAUCAUUUACUUUAAACUUCAUUUACUAUCAAUAUUUCAUGACUGGAGGGUCUCUUAGGCGCCUAUGAUAAACCUUGGAAAUGAUAUCAGACCAUGGUAUUUAAUUUCCUUUCCUCUUUAGAUCAUAUCAACGUCAAGAGGUCAACACUUUACGUAAAGCUUCUGAGAGACUUGAAGACGAAGUGGCCAAGUUGAAAAAGAAACUAGCCAACGAGAAAUUUGAAAGGUGAUUUAUUUAGUUUGUGGGUUAUUGCAUCGAAUCUUUGAUAGAGUUGUCUGGGAAAUCUUUGCUAUGCAGAAUGCAAGGAAUGUAGUUCGGUCCCCAACCCACUCCUCUUGUGUUUCGAGAGUUAUUUCCUAGUUUACUAUCUGGUUUUAAAGAAUUAAACGUCCUGAGUCAACAUUCGCAUCGUUAGGGUGUGAUAGGAAACGCUCGAGUAAGGUACACAAACCCACUUUAAUUUAAAAAUAACAGGCCUUUAAUUUAGGUUUUCCGUUCUUUGUGCAGGGAAAGGUUACUACAAGAAACGAGCCGAAAAGAACGAGAUAUUACCGGGUCAGCGUCCAGUAAGUAUUUCUUUAUCGUUUACAAGAGCAUAACCAUAUUUUGCGGAACAAUUUUUUUCGGUUCAAGUGACUGAAAUUUCUGCUGGGAACAUAUUUUGGGAUAGUUCUGUAAAACAGCGUAAAAGAAACGUAAUACAGAAGAAAUCCACGGGGUCCAUAAUUCGUUAAUUGCUGUUCCGUCGGUGCGAAAACGAGAAACACGAAUUUGACUCUUGAUUCGCUUGCGGAGUUUGACUAAAGAAAACAACAAAAGCAGUUUUGUUUGCGCUUUAAGUAAAUAAAGAUACAAUUUUAAAAAAUACAUUCUAAACGGAAAAUUUAUUCGAAGGGGAAAAAAUUAAACAUGCAGAGUGCGAGUUGGAUAGCGGUUCAUCGCUUUUUGUCUUUUUCAGGAGAGUCACUGACAGGCGGUUACUCUCGCAACACGGAGCAAAGGUUGUAUACAUCGUUCAGCAGUGGAGAAUUUGCGAGACUAAAGCCCAAGGACAUGUCUUCACCGCUAGCCUCUGAUCACAGUGAUACAGGCAGACGGCUGAUAUCACCCAUUCGUAGGCGAAGCGUUGACGAUGUAAGUUUCAUCCGUUUGUAG
Pocillopora meandrina is the source of this 16659-nucleotide messenger RNA. The record is from the annotation of a GenBank genome assembly. Lineage: Eukaryota; Metazoa; Cnidaria; Anthozoa; Scleractinia; Pocilloporidae.